CCUGAAACUAAACGUUGUGCUGGAGAAGAAGAAUCCGGAGUCCCUUGUAUAUUUAAAAAGGGUUAUUUAAAAGUAUCGAAACGAAAUAAGAUGUUUAAAGAACAGAAAGAGGAGUUUGAGAAUACCAUUCUUCAAAAAGAUAAGGAUUUUAAAGCAUUGGUGAAGGAACUAGAUGGAUGUUUUGAAAAGAAUAAAAAAUUAAAGGAUGAGAUUGCCGUUACAAAAGCUGAAUUGAAGACUGUGAAAAAUAAAUUCGAAAAACUUGAAAAAUUUCAUUUUUUGUUGGAAAUUCCUCAUAAUACAGUUGUAAAUAUAAAAGAAAUGAUGGAUUUAGAUGCUGAAAAAUUUUAUGAAAGAAUUUAUGAAUUAAAUAUUGAGUUAUGUCAUUCAGCUGGAAAAAAGAAACGCAAAGUUCAAAAGAAGAUAUACAAAGACCCAAGAGAACUUUUGGAUAAGGCGGAAAAAAUUUUAGCUGAUGAGGGUGAUGGCAUUUUUGCUUGUGAAUUAGUUUUAUUUGGGCUUCUUUUGCCCUCGUCAUGGCUAGAUUUUUUAUGAAGUGGAAUAUAAAUAUUAGAGGUCACCGAGCUUUGGGA
Molecule: messenger RNA, 593 nt
Organism: Meloidogyne enterolobii
Lineage: Eukaryota; Metazoa; Nematoda; Chromadorea; Rhabditida; Meloidogynidae
Source: the annotation of a GenBank genome assembly